CUAAACUCGGGAAACUGAUUUCUUCAAAGUGGUUGGUGCAGAUUUGCUGCUCUGUGUAACGUAGAAGUUUGGCCUAGAUACUUAUACUUUCUCUUUCAGUUCGAGAGAUAAUAUUCCGGUGGUUUUAGCACAUUUGGUUCGCUGCUCUGCGGUGACAGUGGGAACAAUCAGCCUCGACGUGGACGUGGUCAGUUGGCGUGUCCCGACUUGGAGUGACGGCUGUGCACUCCUAUGAUUCCUCCUAAACAUUUUUGCACUGGCCCCUUUUCUUACAAACUAUAUCGCUAACUUUAGUUAAAUCGUGACCUACUUACACCUUCGUUGGGACUUGAAGACAGCCGGAGGUCCAAGAUGUCGGUAGCGGGCUUCAAGAAGCAGUUUUAUAAAGCCAGCCAGAUGGUAAGUGAGAAAGUUGGAGGUGCUGAAGGAACCAAACUCGAUGAUGACUUCAGAGACUUGGAACGGAAAGUAGAUGUGACCAGUAAAGCGGUAGUGGAGGUAAUCUCCAAAACAUCAGAGUACCUUCAGCCCAACCCAGCAUCACGGGCCAAACUGUCCAUGUUGAACACCAUGUCUAAGAUCCGGGGUCAGGUGAAGAAUCCAGGCUACCCUCAGGCCGAGGGGCUGCUCGGGGAAUGUAUGGGCAAGUAUGGACGGGACCUCGGAGAGGAGACUAACUUUGGCGGUGCGCUGGUUGAUUGUGGAGAGGCCAUGAAGAGAUUGGCAGAAGUCAAAGACUCUCUAGAUAUCGAUGUCAAACAGAACUUCAUUGAUCCAUUGCAAGGGCUCUGUGACAAGGACCUCAGAGAGAUCCAGCAUCACCUGAAGAAGCUGGAAGGCCGGCGCUUGGAUUACGAUUAUAAGAAAAAGCGUCAGGGCAAGAUCCCAGAUGAGGAGGUUCGACAGGCCCUGGAGAAGUUUCACGAGUCAAAGGAAGUGGCUGAGACGAGCAUGUACAACCUGCUGGAGACUGACAUAGAGCAGGUGAGCCAGCUCUCCUCCCUGGUGGAGUCCCAGCUGCAGUACCACAGACAGGCUGUGCAGGUGCUGGAGGAGCUGAAUGACAAACUCCGAGACAGGAUGAACGAUGCUCAGUCUCGACCAAGACGUGAAUACACACCUAAACCCAAACCUAUCUUUGACUUUGGAGAUGACAACCAUUCAAACGGCGGCUACUCAACCUCGAUGGCCCCUCCACCUUCACGCAACUCAGCCCCGGAGCAGCCGAGCUGUAAGGCGCUGUAUGACUUUGAGCCGGAGAACGAGGGAGAACUGGGCUUCCGCGAGGGCGAUAUCAUCACCCUGACCAAUCAGAUCGACGAGAACUGGUAUGAGGGCAUGCUGAACAGCCAGUCGGGAUUCUUCCCUCUCAACUAUGUUGAGGUCCUUGUUCCGUUGCCACACUAAUAUAAAAACAGCAAGAGGGCCAAGGAGGAUACUGAUGGAGGAGGAGGAGAAGGAGGAGGAGGAGAGAGUAAGUAGAAUUGGUAGAGAGGGAGGAAAGCAAAGCCAAGGGAUGGUCCGCAGAAUAUUCAUUUUCACCUUCAGCUCCAACAUCACCAUCACAGACGAGCACUUUUUGUCAUCUGGAGUUUGUGGAGAAGAUUUCAAAGUCCAGACCAGAAUAUCAACCUGUUCCACCCAAAGGUAAAAUGAUCUAAGAUGGACACAAAACGUCAGAAACAUUUCCUGAGGACUAACUGAUGACACAUUUAUAAGCAAUAUUUUUUUCUUUAACAACAAAUUACUGAUAUCGUAAAGAUUAUUUGUAUUAAAUUUAGUGAAUAUGAUGGGGUGAAACAUAUCCUUUUUGUGUGACUGCAGUCUGUUUAAAACUCAGGUUGCUCACCUACAUAACAGUCGGUUUGCAGACUGAAGAGGCCAACUCAGACCUCACAGUACAGUAAACAUGGUGGAACUUGACUGAAAAUUAUCCUCAUUUCAAAACUGAAAACUUUGUUUAUGCCCCAUAAGAACUGGAGCUCAUGUCUUGAUGCCACCUGCUGGCGAGACUGAGAAUGACUUCCACCUGAAAUAAAAUGGAACCACAUGACAUAAAAAUGUAGUUUGAAACAGAAAAAAUACACACUUUUAAUAGAAAACAAGACAAAAUUAGCCUCAUAUUUGUGAUUUAGAAACAUUUUCAGGUUUGGGCCUAUUUAUAAUGCUCUUUUUAAAGAUCUUUUCCUGAGCUGUGUUUUGGUUAUAGCUUCAGAAGACAACAGGCCUGGCACAGUGGUGUCCUUUUAUUGUCUCAGUAUUUGAUUUAUGUUCGUCUCAAGUAGUUUUCGAAGUAGAACUGGAUAUGUGAGAAAAUGUAAUUGCACCUUGGUCCUCAAAUGAGAUUGAUGUGUGUGUGACAGACUUACUCCACCAUUACACACACAGACCCAAAGUUCAAUGCAGACGUUGCACCUUUUUGUCACUCGAGGCAGGCGUGUGUUUGUCGUCUAUAGAUGCAGAUUGAUUGGUUAUUUAGUGGUUGUUUGCUAGUCUUUUCAAUAGAGGAGACAGAGCCAAAAAGUCUUUAUAUAAUGCAAUAGAAACACAUUGCUUGGAGCGCCUGUUUGUUAAACUGCUAAAUAUUCUGUAACAUAGCCAUAUAGUCAUUUAGUUUUGGGCCUGUCUGUCUUAGCAUGUUCGGUUUUACCUUUUUAUUCAAUCUUUUGAGCCGUUUUAGGUGCCUGUUAACUCCAUGCAGUGCCUGAAAAGACGACGCUGCUGGCAGCCACUCAGUCUUUCAUAUUCAUCACUAAGUGUCCCACUAUUUCUGUCUGCCCUCGUGUCUCUAAAAAUGUGAAACUCAUCUGUGCUUUGAAACUUAUUCUGGCCCUGUGAUGCUGAUUAUUAAUAAUGGCUCCGAUUCAAUUUAUUCGUUAGUAGGUUGGGCUGAUGUAGACAGGUGUCGCUCCUGUUUAGUUAAUCUAUUUAGACAAGGCUGGUUUCUUGUUCUGGAGUUAGCCAAAGUCCACACCUGCAGAUGGAGUCUAAUCCAACAUACACUGUACAGUAUGAGGGAAAGACCUGGAGUGAAAGGGAAAACACCGAGGGAAAAAUAACUGUAAACUGUUGUCAGUUUGACUAAUUUGGAGAACUUUUGUUACCAAACGUGAAUCCUUACCAAACGUGUAUCAUCAGUCCAGCUGAUCUUGAAUUGUCGGGGAGGGAAAAAAAUGUUAUUGUGAAAAUGAAAAUGAAAAAAUGUGUAAUCUUUCACCAUUUGCAGUAGAGCUGCAACUAAUGAUGAUUUCCAUUAUUGACUAAUCUGCCGAUUAUUAUGUUGAUGACUUGUUUGGUCUAUGAAAUGUCAGAAAAAGGUGAAAAAUGUCCAUCCCAAUUUUUUUUUAAAAUUUGAACGUGAUGUCUUUUAAAUAUCUUGUUUGGUCAGUUCAAAACCCAAAGAUUCAGUUUAAUAUGAUAAAAUGGAGAAAAACAGGAAAUGUUUGAGAGACUGAAAACGGCAGUUUCUACCUUUUUUGCAUGAAAAAUUACUGAAAUGAUUAAUCGACUAUCAGAAGAGACUAUUUUCUGUCGAUUAACUGUUAGAGAUCUACUUUGCAGUGCAUUUCUGCUACAUUUCCCCUUUAAUAAUAAUCUGCUUAAAUCACUCCAUGUUGCCAAACACUUCACCCGUUCAGGAGUUUGUCUAAUAUGUUUACAUCUCUGAUCUUACUACAUUUCAAUGCUUGUACUGAGUUCAGGGCAAAGUUAAAGGACUGUAGGAGGUGCUGUCUGGAUCACACUGUUAAAAAAAAAAAAAAAAGUCCUUGCUUGCUUUGUUUGUUUUAGUGCCUUUGGAAAAGAAAGGAGGGAAAGUACCGCAACUAAUACAGCAACCAAAACCUAACCUCGCUACUUAAGGAUAUGGUCAAGAAUUUCUUUUCUACUUUUGGUUUUUAUUUCUAGCCGUUGGCACUUUUCCUGUGUAAAGAUAAAAUGCAUGUGUGCACCUUUCUGCACGGUUCUGACACUACAGGCAGUUUCCUGGCCAUUGAGACUAAUAUGAGGUUCAUCAGCAGACCACCAGCGGAAACUGUUUUUUUUUUUUUUUUUAAAUGUCGAUUUUAAUCCAUGUUUGAACAAAAAAUGUCCCACUGAUUUCUUUUUUUAAAGGGCUAUGUAUUUGUUUAAUCAGUCUUAAAUGCUCUUUUGAACAGCAUUAAAUCAUUCUGGCUCUCUAUAGUAUUAUUUUUAUAUACAAGACCUUUAAAACAUUUAAAUUAAUCUUUGCAUGUAGUCCUAUAUUACACCUUGUAAAUGUCUGUCUUUAGAUUUUAGUUGCCUUUUUACUUUUGGUAUGAGUACAGAAUUUAACCGCAAUAUUUUGUCUUGUAUUAUCAAAGUAUGUGUAUGUGCUUCUUUCUUGUCCCGACUCCCAUCUUACAAUAAAAUAAAAAGUAAAAAUGUUA
Molecule: messenger RNA, 4409 nt
Organism: Centropristis striata (black sea bass)
Lineage: Eukaryota; Metazoa; Chordata; Actinopteri; Perciformes; Serranidae
Gene: sh3gl1b
Product: SH3-domain GRB2-like 1b
Exons: 9
Coding region: 352-1407 (351 amino acids)
Biological process (GO): synaptic vesicle uncoating
Cellular component (GO): presynapse; glutamatergic synapse; cytoplasm
Molecular function (GO): protein binding
Source: RefSeq, a predicted model, not a curated record